Schistosoma intercalatum is the source of this 1080-nucleotide messenger RNA. The record is from the annotation of a GenBank genome assembly. NCBI's taxonomy places the organism in Eukaryota, Metazoa, Platyhelminthes, Trematoda, Strigeidida, Schistosomatidae.
AUGGAGCAGUACAGUAUUCUUGGUCGUAUUGGUGAAGGUGCUCAUGGAGUCGUUUUAAAAGCUAAGCAUAUUGAGAGUGGAGAACUUGUUGCUCUAAAAAAGGUUCCUUUGAGAAAACUUGCUGAUGGAAUUCCUAACACAGCACUUCGAGAAAUAAAGGCUCUCCAAUUUAUUGAGUCCAGUCCGUACGUUGUCCAUCUACGAGAAGUUUUCCCUCAUGGUACUGGUUUUGUUCUCGUCUUUGAGUACAUGGUUACGGAUCUUAGUGAGGUUAUUCGGAAUUCGGAACCUCCUCUUACUGAAGAACAGUCCAAAUGUUAUAUGCUAAUGAUACUAAGAGGAGUUGAAGUCAUGCAUGCUAAUGGAAUUAUGCACAGGGACCUUAAGCCUGCCAAUCUAUUGAUUAGUUCGGAGGGGGUCCUGAAAAUAGCUGACUUCGGUCUUGCAAGAGUUUUCGAGAAUAAUAAUGAGCGACUAUACAGUCAUCAAGUGGCUACAAGGUGGUAUCGAGCACCUGAAUUAUUAUACGGAGCUAAAAAAUACACAAAUAGUGUUGAUUUAUGGGCUAUCGGUUGUAUAUUUGGCGAAUUACUUAACAGUUCUCCAAUGUUCCCGGGAGAAAAUGAUAUUGAACAACUUUGGUUUGUUGUGCGUGUUCUGGGGACUCCGAACGAAGAUAUAUGGCCCGAAGUUAAAGAACUGCCUGAUUAUAACAAGAUAAGUUUUAACCUGUGUGAAACCAUCCCGUUUGAGGAAGUUCUUCCGGAUGCAUCAGUUGAAGCCGUUGCUCUUGUUAGUAAAUUUUUAGUGUACCCACCCCAUCAAAGAAUUACGGUAUCCGAAGCAUUGAAAGAUCCAUAUUUCACUACGGACCCACUGCCAGCUCAGCUUUCUGAACUUCCUGUGGUUACACCGCAUCGUAAUACCCUGCCACAUCCUCAAGAAACUUAUGAAGUUUGUCUUACAACUCCUUUGGAGUCGAUUCUUUGUAAUCAUGAAGUACUGAAGGAAGGUGUGAAAUUACUGGAUGAUGAAUUAACGAACUCCUUUGACGGUCCAACAGGUGUUACUCGCAUGUGA